Papaver somniferum (opium poppy) is the source of this 1431-nucleotide messenger RNA. Its product is annotated as cysteine synthase. Bases 177 to 1154 code for a protein of 325 amino acids. NCBI's taxonomy places the organism in Eukaryota, Viridiplantae, Streptophyta, Magnoliopsida, Ranunculales, Papaveraceae. The record is from RefSeq and is a predicted model, not a curated record. Gene Ontology annotation, cellular component: cytoplasm. The transcript has 11 exons. Gene Ontology annotation, molecular function: cysteine synthase activity.
AGCCACCACUAUCUUGCGCAUAACACCAGACAAUUAAUUCUCAGAAUAUUUCCAGCACACAAGUAUCUUUCCAAGGCCGGCUUAGGUGCUUGAGAUAGAUUAUAAAUUGUUGCAAGUGUCACAAACAAUCUUGUCCAUCACUACGCCUCCUUAGUCAAUUUAGAUAUCUUUACAAAAUGGUUGAAGAGAAGGGAAGAAUCGCGAAAGAUGUUACUGAAUUAAUCGGAAACACCCCAUUGGUCUACCUCAACAAUAUCGUUGAUGGAUGUGUGGCCAGAGUUGCUGCGAAGCUGGAGAUGAUGGAACCUUGCUCCAGCGUUAAAGACAGGAUUGGGUAUAGUAUGAUCACUGAUGCAGAAGAGAAAGGCCUUAUCACCCCUGGGCAGAGUGUCCUCAUUGAGCCAACCAGUGGUAACACUGGCAUAGGGUUAGCAUUCAUGGCUGCUGCUAAGGGUUACAGGCUCAUCAUUACCAUGCCAGCUUCAAUGAGUCUUGAGAGAAGGAUCAUCCUCCGAGGUUUUGGUGCUGAGCUGGUCCUUACUGACCCAGCAAGGGGUAUGAAAGGUGCAGUCCAGAAGGCCGAAGAGAUAAUGGCAAAAACCCCUAAUUCAUAUAUUCUUCAGCAGUUUGAAAACCCAGCCAACCCAAAGAUUCACUACGACACAACUGGACCAGAGAUCUGGAAAGGCUCCGGAGGCAAAGUUGAUGCCUUUGUGUCUGGAGUUGGAACUGGCGGAACCAUAACAGGUGCAGGGAGAUACCUCAAAGAGCAAAAGCCUGAAAUCAAGCUUAUUGCCGUUGAACCAGUUGAAAGUGCUGUUCUAUCAGGAGGAAAGCCUGGUCCACACAAGAUCCAGGGAAUUGGUGCUGGCUUUAUUCCUGGUGUACUGGAAGUUAAUCUCAUUGAUGAUGUUGUUCAAGUGUCAAGUGAGGAAGCUAUUGAAACUGCAAAGCUUCUUGCAGUGAAAGAAGGGCUAUUUGUUGGGAUUUCAUCUGGAGCUGCCGCUGCUGCUGCCAUCAAGGUUGCAAAGAGGCCAGAAUAUGCAGGGAAACUCAUUGUUGUGAUUUUCCCUAGCUUUGGAGAGCGAUAUCUCUCCUCUGUUCUGUUUGAAUCAGUGAGACGGGAGGCAGAAAACAUGGUUUUCGAGACAUGAUAAGUUGCAAUGCCGACCAGCAGCGACAGAUAGAAAGAGCAAGAGAGUGCAACUAUACCAUUAUCUUCUAUGCUGUUGCUCAAGUGUGAAGAUGCGGUUACAUUGUUCUUAAGCAUUAAGGUUUUACAUUACUUUUCUCACACUAGACUAUCUUUGCUCAAAUAAUACCAAUAAGUUUAUCCAAUGUUUUAUCAUAUGUAUUAGGGCUGUUAACUUUGAAAUGUAAGGAAUGUUGUCAGCAAGGUUGAUGGUAUAAUAAAGUUUCAAUUGUUCAUUA